CUCUUGUUAUUGUCUGUUUAUCUGUUCUCCUAAAAACAUCAAACACAAAAGAGAAAAAAGAAAAAAGAAAAAAGAGUUUUUAUAAUGGAACUCGAAGCCUUAUCUUUCCCAAUCCUUUUCUCCUUCUUGAUUUUCAUGUUAAUGGUGCUGAAAAUAGGGAAGAAAUUCAAAACCCACGAUUCUUUAAGCCUUCCCCCAGGGCCAUGGAAGCUUCCCAUCUUUGGAAACAUGCACAACUUUGCCUCAGGCCUCCCACCCCAUCGUGCGUUGAGGGAGUUGGCAAAGAAGCAUGGACCUUUGAUGAUGCUUCGCCUAGGAGAAGUUUCCACUCUUGUGGUUACUUCUGCAGAGUAUGCAAAAGAGGUGAUGAAAACCCAUGAUGCAAUCUUUGCAUAUAGACCAAGCGUUCUUUCCUCAGAGAUCUUGUCUUAUGAUUCUACCAACAUUGGCUUUGCACCCUUGGGGAAUUACUGGAGACAACUAAGAAAAAUCUGUGUUCUUGAGCUUUUGAGUCCAAAACGAGUUGAAUCUUACAAAUCACUCAGAGAAGAAGAGCUGUCAAAUUUCAUAAAGUUGAUUGGUUCAAAAGCUGGAUCUACUGUCAAUCUUUCCAGCGUAGUGUUUUCAACAGUUUAUGGGAUUACUUCAAGGGCGGCUUUUGGUAAGAAGUGUGAAGAACAAGAGAGAUUCAUAGAGAUUGUGAAGGAAGUUAUCGAGUUUGCUGCAGGUUUCAAUAUUGCAGAUUUCUUUCCUUCUAUUAAAGUUCUUCAUGUGAUCAGUGGGGUGAGGCCUAGACUUGAGACGAUGCACAAGGAGGCUGAUAGCAUAAUGCAAAAAAUCAUCAAUGACCAUCUGGCAAAGGCAGCAUCAGCAAAAGCAGGGGAGGCUGAUGCAGCAGCAGAUCAAGAAGAUUUGGUUGAUGUUCUCCUCAAAUUUCAUGAGCAGGCCGGUGACACUGAAUUUUCGUUGACUUUUAACAACAUCAAGGCUGUAAUCCUGGACAUUUUUGCUGCUGGUAGUGAGACAUCAGCCAUAACCAUAAUCUGGGCGAUGUCAGAAAUGAUGAAAAAUCCAGAAGUGAUGAAGAAGGCACAAGCUGAGGUGAGGGAAGUCUUCAAUGCAAAAGGGGUGAUUGAUGAAACAGCAGUUAAUGAGAUGAAAUAUUUGAAGUUACUUGUUAAGGAGACCCUGCGACUUCGCCCUCCUUCUGCUCUUUUACUCCCUAGAGAAUCUAGUGAGAGGUGUGAACUUAAAGGGUAUGAAAUUCCUGCAAAAACAAAGGUUAUUGUUAAUGCUUGGGCAAUUUCAAGAGACCCCAAAUAUUGGACCGACCCUGAGAGUUUCAAGCCAGAGAGAUUCAUUGAUAGCUCUCUUGAUUUCAAGGGGACUAAUUUCGAAUAUCUUCCUUUUGGAGCUGGAAGGAGGGUAUGCCCUGGCACCAAUUUUGGCCUUGUCAUUGUUGAGUAUGCAAUUGCUCUGCUUUUGUACCAUUUUGAUUGGAAACUUCCCAAUGGAAUGAAGCCUGAAGAUUUGGACAUGACUGAUAUUGCUGGCGCCACAGUUGGAAGAAAGGAGGAUCUGCAGUUGAUUCCAAUUGCUUAUACUCCCUAGCCUGUUGAAUAAGCAAGCUCCAGCAUCAACCAAAUUCCUUCUUCUGCAGAUAGCUAGUAUAUAUAUAUACAACCUAGUUGGAAAUUGGAAUAAGAUUUGAACUUUGUAUUUCUUUUGGGUUUUGAACUAUCUAAUGCCAUUUUACA
Corylus avellana is the source of this 1757-nucleotide messenger RNA. RefSeq names its product cytochrome P450 71D11. Lineage: Eukaryota; Viridiplantae; Streptophyta; Magnoliopsida; Fagales; Betulaceae. Gene Ontology annotation, molecular function: heme binding; monooxygenase activity; oxidoreductase activity, acting on paired donors, with incorporation or reduction of molecular oxygen. The record is from RefSeq and is a predicted model, not a curated record.